AUGGCCCAUCCCUCGACUUGCCCGCCCCUGACACGCGAGUCGGUGCUGGAGGCGCAUCGGCUGGUUGCACCGCACGUGCACCGGACACCCGUGGUCACUUGCCGGACCUUGUCGGAGCUGGCGUCUCGGCCCCGCUCCCCCGCCGACCUCGCCGGCACCCCGUGGGCCGGCCGCACCCCGGCCCGGCCCCGCUUCCGUUUGUGGUUCAAGUGCGAGAACUUGCAGCGUGUUGGUGCUUUCAAAGUGCGCGGCGCCUUUCAUGCCCUGUUAAGGCUCAUGCGUGAGGAGGGCUGGCUUGAGGGCGGUGGCCGAAGCAAUGGAGUUGUGACGCAUAGCUCAGGCAACCAUGCUCAAGCACUCGCCCUCGCGGCGAAAGAACUAGGCCUCCCGGCCCACGUCGUUAUGCCAAGCAUCUCGGCGACGCCCAAGAUUGCCGCAACGAAAGACUACGGCGCCAACGUGGUCUUCUCCGGCAGCACGAGCGAGGAGCGCGAGGCCGUGACCGCUCGCGUCAUGGCCGACACGGGCGCCCGCCUCGUGCCCCCUUACGAUCACCCGGACAUUAUCCUGGGGCAGGGCACCAUGGGCCUCGAGCUGCAGGACCAGGGGACCGACGGCCUCGACGCCAUCAUGACGCCCUGUGGCGGAGGAGGCAUGCUCUCAGGCGUCGGCCUCUCAUGCGAAGGAACAGGCAUCCUCGUCUUCGGCGCUGAGCCGUCUUUCCAAGGCGCCGACGACGGCCGCCGCGGGUACUAUUCGCAUCAGCGCGUGGAGGCCGUCUCGAGCCUGACUAUAGCUGACGGCCUACGGACCCCCGUGGGCCACCAUCCGUGGGCCAUCAUCCACGAUCGCGGUCUCGUCUCGGGCAUGUUCAGCGUCUCCGAGGCCGAGAUCCUCGCCGCCAUGCGCCUCCUCUUCGAGCGCGCCAAGCUCUUUGUCGAGCCCAGCGCCUGCGUCGGCCUCGCCGUCGCCCUCUUCAACGAGGACUUUCGCGCGACGGUUGAGCAAAGCGCCGGCGAUCGCGGCUGGGAUCUUGGGCUUGUCUUGAGUGGUGGAAACGUCGGCCUUGACGCGCUGUCUGCAAUGUUUGCCGAGGAGCUGCGGCCAUAG
Molecule: messenger RNA, 1110 nt
Organism: Hirsutella rhossiliensis
Lineage: Eukaryota; Fungi; Ascomycota; Sordariomycetes; Hypocreales; Ophiocordycipitaceae
Product: pyridoxal-phosphate dependent enzyme domain-containing protein
Exons: 3
Coding region: 1-1110 (369 amino acids)
Biological process (GO): L-serine metabolic process; pyruvate biosynthetic process; D-serine biosynthetic process
Molecular function (GO): threonine racemase activity; ATP binding; D-serine ammonia-lyase activity
Source: RefSeq, a predicted model, not a curated record